Messenger RNA from Aspergillus ibericus CBS 121593, 1336 nucleotides. RefSeq lists its product as uncharacterized. NCBI's taxonomy places the organism in Eukaryota, Fungi, Ascomycota, Eurotiomycetes, Eurotiales, Aspergillaceae. The record is from RefSeq and is a predicted model, not a curated record. The coding region runs from base 270 to 1250 and encodes 326 amino acids. The transcript has a single exon.
CUUCCGGAUGCAUCCGAUCAGCUGCCAGGCUAUCGGUUCGGUCUACCAUAUACAGUCAAUGAGAUAAGCGAAGAGCACGAUCGGCAGAAUGCACUGUUGAGAGCAUUGUACAACGUGACAUGGUGGCUUCUGAUUAGUGAGGCCACUAUGGCCCUUGCAGGAAGCCAUGAGGCGACACCGCAUCACCCUGGUAGGAGCGUGCAUGACAGUGACCCCAAGCCGCAAUUGGGUAUCAAGGUACGACACAUAUCCGGUCUGAUAGGCACGCGAUGACCAGUAAGGUGGAACUGAUGAGAUCAAGUUGGAGUCGAGGCCUUACUGUAGCUUGCCCCAAUCGGCGAUACGGCUGCUUUGUCCCAUUAUUUGUGGGGGAUCACCCGGUCAGCACCUUAACAUUGCCUGGCAAGGUCGGCAUUGGAUCUAAGACUGUUUGGCCUGGGAAUAGUCCCAUUGUGGUCUUGAAACCAAUCGCAUGGACUACUGAUCGCGCCUGCGAACGGAAGCCAUGUACCAAGACUACCGUUUGGCCGAUCGAAGUCACAGGGGACUUGGCAUUGCCUUGCACAGAUGUAAUCAGUCACACUUGUGCAUGGCUUCUUCCAAUGGGCCACUGCAAUGGUGGACGUGAUCGUGACAUAGGCCGCUGCCACCAAUGUCCAGGGGCACCGUCUCUUCCGUGGCAUCGGAACGCCAGUAAAUACCAAGCUUUGAUGCAUGGUUUACGACGGAAAAAUGACCACGCGAUGGCAAGGUGCAAUGAUGGAAAGGCCCUGACAGGUCUUCUCCCACCAGGGGCUGGGGCGGCUCAGUCCCCAGUGUGUCAUGAUCGUGUUCCAGCCUUGCCACCCUUCGAUGAGCCGGGGGCCUGCAGUUUCGGGGAUCAUGGGUUGUGGUCGGCUCCAGACCCUGAGUCUAGAAUUCAUGAUGGUAGACGGCGACGCGGGCCAUUUGCUUGGAGCAGAAGCCUCUCUCGCUGGAUCCCGCAUUCUGCCAGCGAUGCAGCUGAUCCACUGGCCUCUAGGGUCUGUAAGAUGCAAGUAGCAAACGAAUGUGUACUCAGUUGCCCCUCAUCAAUCACCUUUAGUACCUCAACCUACGAGGGCAGGGCGCUCAAUGGAUACUACCGCUGGAGUGUGAAUGCUAUCAAAGACUGUGUUAAUGGAUGUUGUGAGAACUAUUUCUCCUGGAGAAGAUCUGUUGACGCUCGUCAGUCUUCCCUCGCCGCCCUAAAUCUAUCCGUGGCAUCCUGAUGAUGUGAAGGACUUCUCUCUGCCGCACGCGGAAGGCCUAGUCAUCUAUAAGACCCAAGGUCAUGCCAACAAUUGGAUCCGCCGCU